AUGAUAUGGAAUGAGAUAGGUUAUUCAAUCACACCAACAAAAAAAACUAACAAAACCGCAAAAAUUUCCUGUCAGCAAAGAAAGUCGAGUCGGCUUCAACUUUUGUCUCAAAAUGGGACAUAUGUCACCAACCGUCGACUAGGCUUUCCCCUUAAAGUUGAGUCGGCUUUUCUUGCUGUUUUGUCAUUUCAUGACUUAAUUGAACCAUUUCUUAUAGAACUUGCUUAUAAUAACCACAAGAACAACAUAAUGAAUCUUCUUUUGAAAGCUUUAUGUCCUAUAGAUGAUGCAGUUCUCCUGGAAAGACGACGAGUUAUAUCCGCAAAUGUUGGGCAUGCUUGGGACCUUCCUGAAAACACAUUCGGGGCAGCCUACGCCAAGUUCAUGGGAUCAAGGAAUUUUUCCCCAGAUGAUAGACCACCUGUUCGGUUUAUGGUCACCGAAGAACUAGCAUAUGUGGCAAUGGGGGCCAGAGAGGUGCAUGACUUCUGGCACACCCUUUUCGGUCUUCUAACAAACCUAUUGGGUGAGUCAGCUCUGAAGGUCAUAGAGUUUCAGCAAAUGCAUCUUCCAAUGUGCUUCAUGUCAGUCAUAGGAGGAACAGCAAGAUUUAACUCAAAGCGAAGAGCCCAGUUUUUUGAGCAUUACUUCCCUUGGGUCUUAAGUGCUGGGAUGAACUGCACAGAUCUGAUGUGUAUAUAUUAUGAAAUCCAUUUUGAUGAGGAUCUAGAUGCUGUUCGUAGAAAAUGGGGGAUCAUUUGUGCUCCUUCUCCCCCUGCUACUAAAUUGAAACAAAGCUGAGCCAAGACUGAUUCCCAAGAGCUAAGUUUCUGGGAUAUGAACUUAAAACUUUAAAUUCAGGUUUGGAUUUGUCAAAAUAGAAGAUAGUUGGGUUUCGUAGGUAUUAUAAGCUGAAAGUUUGAGAAUACAACAGUGGCAUAUUUUUCACUUCAAUCAGAACUUUGAGAACUGCAGGCAUGACCGUCGAUUAGGAAGG
Molecule: messenger RNA, 997 nt
Organism: Amaranthus tricolor (Joseph's coat)
Lineage: Eukaryota; Viridiplantae; Streptophyta; Magnoliopsida; Caryophyllales; Amaranthaceae
Product: ubiquinone biosynthesis protein COQ4 homolog, mitochondrial
Exons: 4
Coding region: 1-801 (266 amino acids)
Biological process (GO): ubiquinone biosynthetic process
Cellular component (GO): mitochondrial inner membrane
Source: RefSeq, a predicted model, not a curated record